Toxorhynchites rutilus septentrionalis is the source of this 563-nucleotide messenger RNA. RefSeq names its product copper transport protein ATOX1 (gene Atox1). Lineage: Eukaryota; Metazoa; Arthropoda; Insecta; Diptera; Culicidae. The record is from RefSeq and is a predicted model, not a curated record. Gene Ontology annotation, molecular function: metal ion binding; copper chaperone activity. Gene Ontology annotation, biological process: copper ion transport. Bases 190 to 405 code for a protein of 71 amino acids. Gene Ontology annotation, cellular component: cytosol. The transcript is spliced from 3 exons.
UAACGUGUUUAUUUACAUUUGUUGUGUUGAAGGCACAAGCGAAAGUAGUCAAGAGAUACACUUAGUGGAGACAGCUAGCGUUACGGCUCGAGCAGAGGUUCCGUACUUCCUGCAAUACUCAGUGAGAGCAAGUGUUGUGCUCGAAUCGAUAUAAAUUAGCUAAAUUAGAUAAUUGAGCGUGUACUAACCAUGCCUACGCACGAAUUCAAGGUGGAAAUGACCUGUACCGGCUGUUCGGGAGCGGUGGAACGCGUUCUUGGGAAGCUUAAAGAAAAAGUCGAGAAAGUGGACAUCGAUCUCGAGAACAAAAAGGUAUUUGUAACGACCAAUCUGACAUCCGACGAGCUGCUCGAGACCAUCAAGAAAACGGGCAAGGAAGUGAGUUAUAUUGGACUGAAAGCCUAAUUUCCCUGAACGGAACAUCGACUCAGGGAUUUUCUCAAUAUUAAAUGUUUCUAUAACAAGAGAUUACCGAUUCGUUUAGUUAAUUAUUUUUUGUUGGAAAGUUACUAUAGAGUUAAAUGGAAGUUGGACUAAUAAAAACUAUAAUUAUCCUUAUUAAA